AUGCGGAUGGGAGCUGAGGCUUGGCUGGGAAGUGAAUUAAGAAUACGUGGAGCCUAUGCAUGGAACAGCUUGUUAAAAAAAAAUGUAAGAUUGGCUUUAGGAUCAGACUUUCCGGUUUCAUCAGUGUCACCUUUCUUGGGGAUCCAUGCGGCAUUCACUCAAAGAAAGGCAGGUCCCAGUGAUAACGAUGAUCAUCAAGGAUGGUAUCCAUCAAAAAGGAUCGAAAGCCUCCAACAAAUCAUUGAUGGAUUUGCGCAAUCCAUGCUAGUUUUGCUGGCUUCACUGAUCAUCUCACUGGAAGUUUACGCGUUGGAAAACUGGCAUGGCCAAUUUUGUGAUCAUCAAUCAGAAUCUAUUUGA
This is a messenger RNA of Puccinia graminis f. sp. tritici CRL 75-36-700-3, 360 nucleotides long. RefSeq lists its product as uncharacterized. The record is from RefSeq and is a predicted model, not a curated record. The coding region runs from base 1 to 360 and encodes 119 amino acids. The transcript is spliced from 3 exons. Lineage: Eukaryota; Fungi; Basidiomycota; Pucciniomycetes; Pucciniales; Pucciniaceae.